Messenger RNA from Ostreococcus lucimarinus CCE9901, 327 nucleotides. RefSeq lists its product with no specific name. NCBI's taxonomy places the organism in Eukaryota, Viridiplantae, Chlorophyta, Mamiellophyceae, Mamiellales, Bathycoccaceae. Gene Ontology annotation, cellular component: elongin complex. Bases 1 to 327 code for a protein of 108 amino acids. Gene Ontology annotation, molecular function: protein-macromolecule adaptor activity. The transcript has a single exon. The record is from RefSeq and is a predicted model, not a curated record. Gene Ontology annotation, biological process: ubiquitin-dependent protein catabolic process.
AUGUCGUCUUCGACACCACUCGACCCAUCGACGCCGAUUACGCUCGUAUCGAGCCAAGGGGAUGAAUUCGUGGUCGAGUACGAUCUUCUGCGCGCCAGUGGUGUGCUUAAACGUCUGUUCGCGUCGAGCGAGGCGGCGGAUUUCGAGGAACAACGAAGCAAGGUGGUCAAGCUUCGCGACAUCUCCACCGCGAUUUUGCGGAAAAUAAUAGACUAUUGCGAAUACAAGCGCGCGCACGAGCAUUCGUCGAAAGCACCACCUCGAUUUCAAAUCGACGAAGAGGACGCCAUCGAACUCUUGAUGGCGGCAAACUUUUUGGACAUUUAG